AUGCGUGUCUCUGCCCUGAUCGCCUUUUCUGCAAGCUGCCUUGGCAUCACGGCCAGCGCCAGCCCUUCUUUCAAGCCAUUUUCGCCCAAGCCUAACUGCCCCCCUCAAAGCGCGAAUCCUUGGCAGCAACGCGCCAUCCUCGCAGACUUUGUGCAAGCCUUCUACGUAGAGCGAAAUGCUACCAAGGCCAUACUCAACCACAUCGCGGAGGACUACAUUCAGCACAACCCUGGAGCACUUUCGGGUCGCCAAAACGCACUAGACGCACUUGCGCCUUCCCUUUCUGUGCCCGGCGUCAACCUGACCGUCCUGCGACAGGGCUUCGAAAACAACUUGGCAUUCAUUCAUUCUCGCUUGGACAUGGAUGGCGUUCCGCAGCCGAGUGCGAUUGUCGACAUUUUCAGGUUCAAUGGAACCUGCAUCGUCGAGCAUUGGGACGUCGUCCAGGCCAGAGACCCCAACUCUAUCAACCCGUUGGCUCUGUUCUAGUCUAGGGCAUCCUUUCUUGGUUAUAGAUGAUGUUUCACAAACUCGUCUUCGUAGGAAACUUGUGGGAGCCCAAUCAUCCUCGCAGUCCUAGUAUAGGGGAUUAAGCUGGGCACAUUUGAUAUAUCCAAUUCAAUGCACAUAUUUCUACCUCGGG
Messenger RNA from Verticillium dahliae VdLs.17, 643 nucleotides. RefSeq lists its product as uncharacterized. The transcript has a single exon. The record is from RefSeq and is a predicted model, not a curated record. Bases 1 to 489 code for a protein of 162 amino acids. Lineage: Eukaryota; Fungi; Ascomycota; Sordariomycetes; Glomerellales; Plectosphaerellaceae.